CCCUAGCAACGGGAGGACGCCGGAAGAGCCGCAGCCCCGCUGCCACCCCAGACAACGGCAGGACAUGACCGAGAUCAGCAAACGCAUCAGCAAGAACACGCCGCUCUCCGCCUUAUCGGCCUUCAGCUUCAUCCCCGAGAGGCGAGACGCCAAUGAGAUAACUUACUUUGGUAAUCAGAAGAAAGAAGUAUCCGUGCUGAUUUACGAUCAGGUUUUUAAAGUGCAACAAGGAUAUAAUAAUAAGAUUCAUCGUGAUGAUCGAGAAUACAGCCACGGCCAAGGUCUUAAUGUGAACACUGAGGAAACAGCUCGAACCGUUCCAGUGUUAUCAUCGUCACUCUAUGGUAAACGCCCCCACCUCGAGCCAACAAAUCGAAGUUUUGUCAGAGUUGCUCGAGUGAAAGCAGAAUUUUACAGAAGAAAUGGCAUUGCUAACUAUCUGGAAGAGAAUCAGGAAUAAAAAAAAACAUGGGACUAACAUCAGACUGAUUAUUGCUUCAUUACAGCUGGAAUUUUAAAUGUACAUCUCCCUUUUUUUAAUUGAAGAGAAUUCUUAAUUAAAAAUUGGACUUCUUCACGCUUGAUUGGGAAUGUUCUUCAUGCAUAUUAUCUGCAUCUAAUCUACAUGGUGAACACUGUUUGUUGCACUUUUCUAUUAACAGAUUUACUAGAAAUUAGUCCCCCUUGGUUACUAGCACUAAACAUGGGACACUGAGGUGUGUGAAAGUGAAUUUGCUAAGCAGAGUACAUAUUACAUAUUUUAGUGCUGUAUGAUAGAGAAAUGGAGGGCUAUGUGGGAGGGAAGGGUUAGAUGGAUCUUAGAGCAGGAUAAAAUGUCAGCACAACAUUGUGGGCCGAAGGGCCUGUACUGUGCUGUAAUGUUCUAUGUAAUCAAAGAUGAACUUCUCCUCCACCUCUUGGGUUUCUUUUCAGCCAACUUCAGGAAAACUCAGAUAAUCCAGCACCUUUUGUACUUUGGUGGUGCUGUUACUGGCAGAUUUUCUGGACUGUUGGAUGUUACUCCGAUCAAUAUCCAAUUACACUUUUAUUUCACUUUUUUUCAACAUUUUACACCGUGGUAUAAUAUAUCUUCCAGUGAAUCUGGUGAGUUUAAAGCAAGAAAGAAAUAUACAAGCAAUCCGGACCCCAGCUCUGACUGCAAAUCUACUCAAUUCCCUGACUCCUGGUGUUCUGGACCCCAACCCCAGGACCUGCUGCACCUUUGGCCCACAACUCUAGACCCUGGCUCCAGCUCUGGGCACAGGCCCUGCUAGCACUCUGGACUCCCAGCUCAUAUUCUGGGCUAAUGAGUAAGCCAGAUGCCAACUAUCAGAAUUUCUGAACAAUCGGAUGCUGGAUUACUAAAGUUUUCCUGCAUUCAAAAAGGGCAUCACCCACGAAAGGACACCUGGGACCAGGUGCUGAGAGAAGCAAUCUAAGAGUUCUUCAAUCUGAUGUGCUUAAGAGAAUCAUUAGGUCUGAAACUGAUUUUAAAAUCUGGUAGUCAAAUGAAGAAAAGUUGAUUAUUUGGCGCUGUAUCAGA
Messenger RNA from Pristis pectinata (smalltooth sawfish), 1543 nucleotides. It is a transcript of the gene cfap90, whose product is annotated as cilia and flagella associated protein 90. The transcript is spliced from 3 exons. Lineage: Eukaryota; Metazoa; Chordata; Chondrichthyes; Rhinopristiformes; Pristidae. The record is from RefSeq and is a predicted model, not a curated record. Bases 65 to 460 code for a protein of 131 amino acids.